AUGGAAGGGUUAACAGAGAAUGACGCAGAAAUGCCUGCGGCUGCUCGACCUGCACCUGCUGGAAUUGAUCCAUCAUUCUCUAGCAAGGAGGCCAUCUUUGCGUGGCUUCAAAGUACUCUGAAUCUUGAGGGACUUCCCGAUUACUGCGACAGGGUUCGAAGAAAAAGGAGCCCAAGACGAAUCCGACGGACUAUUAAGCCGGUAAUCAUUGAAGAGCCAUUUUUUGGGUCCUACUACGCGCUGUAUCCAAUUAGGUUCAAAGAUGGGGUGCGUUGGAUUCUCAGAGUCCCCAUAUGUGCGGUAACUGGACAGUUUGACGAAUUGGCUUCAAACCUCAGUCCCUGUUCCUCGCGUCAUGCAUACGGCCCAGAUUUCGACAAUGUACUGCGGGUUCCUUUCAUCCUCAUGACUCGUAUUCGAGGAAAACCUCUGCAUGAUAUUUGGUUUGAUAAAUUAAUCUCGCGGGAAGAGCUUAUGCUACGCCGCAAGACGGCUCUGAGGAACAUUGCCCGCCUUAUGGUUAGACUGGGAAAACUCUCCUUUAAAACCGGUGGCGCCCUGGAAUUCAUCAACGGAAAUUUGUUCCGUCCAGGUCCACUGAGAACUAUUGACCACGGCGUAACAUUGCCGCCGGUUGGAAGAACUGACGGCAAAACAGUGCGCUAUUUCGAAGCGGGACCCUUUGCAGUCCCAGACGAUUAUUAUCUUGUUCAUCUCAGCCGAGAAGAAAACCAUGAGGAACCCGAGUUUCGAGGAGUGCAAAAGCUUCUCCGCACCCUCCUGCAGUGGAAUUCCAAGGAAAAAGGUCCGAAGUUUGUGGUAACGCACCCGAAUCUUUCUUUGCGUAACAUUUUAAUAUCUGAAAAUGAAAGAGUAAUGGGAUUUAUUGAUUGGAAUGGCGUGGCUGCUAUGCCUCUUUCUGUAGGGAACGAAAAAUACCCGUCGUGGCUCUCUCGGGACUGGAACCCAUGCAAAUAUGAAUGGAACGACGACGUGGGGGAAGGUAUCAACCCAGGUGAGGUGCAGGAAGAUUCGCUGGAAAUUCUUGAAUUACACCACAAGAAAUAUAGCGACUUCAUGCAGUAUUAUCUAGCCCUGCGUGAACCUUCGACUCCAUCUACAAGGCCAUCUAUCACUCAUAGGUCACUCAUUGUUGAGAAUUUGAUCAUUGCAGCUGAUAACAUGGAGUGCAGACAUGGUAUUCUUGCAAAGAUUUUCGAGGAGAUUGUCAAGAUUUCUUGUGCCCAGUGUCCCUCUCAGUCGAGCGCUGAAGGGGAGGAGUUUGGGAGCUUAGAGAUGUUUCAAGUCGUGGAUAUUCUGGCCAGGGGGGAAAUGGAAGAAAGCAUGUCGGCUUUUCUGAAGAAAGGCUUCAACGCUCUGCUAAGUUCAAGCGAAGCAACAUCGGCCGAAGCAUAA
Molecule: messenger RNA, 1416 nt
Organism: Ophidiomyces ophidiicola
Lineage: Eukaryota; Fungi; Ascomycota; Eurotiomycetes; Onygenales; Onygenaceae
Exons: 2
Coding region: 1-1416 (471 amino acids)
Source: RefSeq, a predicted model, not a curated record